Messenger RNA from Trypanosoma cruzi, 759 nucleotides. RefSeq names its product esterase, putative. The record is from RefSeq and is a predicted model, not a curated record. Lineage: Eukaryota; Euglenozoa; Kinetoplastea; Trypanosomatida; Trypanosomatidae. The transcript has a single exon. The coding region runs from base 1 to 759 and encodes 252 amino acids.
AUGAAAAAGAAAGAAAUGCAGUACGCUCUUCUUCUGGGCGACUCCCUGACACAGCAAGGUUACGAGUCCGGCUGGGCGUCACGCCUCAGCAAGCGUUACGUGCGCCGCGCGGAUGUUAUCAAUCGUGGGCUAAGCGGUUACAACACGCGCUGGGUGCUGGAUAUACUGAAGGAUGAUACGAGGCGUCAGCAGCUUCUUCCCACACAACCUGGUAAGGCGCUGUUCGUGACUCUGAUGCUUGGGUCCAACGAUUGCGCUGGAUUUCCUCAGCAGGUCUCACUGGAUGAAUACGGUGCGAACCUGAGGGCAAUCAUUGACACUGUGCGCAAGCACGUAUGUCCCGUUGGUGGUAUAUUCCUCCUUUCGCCCUCACCGCUGGACGAGAAGGGACGACUUCAGUGGCUGCGUGACGUUGGUUGUGACCCCAAUUCUUGUGGCCGCAGCUUCGAAUCCAUGCGACGCUAUCGCGAUGCUUCUCUGCGGGUUGGGGCCGAGGAGUAUGAGGAGCACGGGGAUGUUUUUACGGUCGACCUGUACCGCGUCUUUCUGGGCAGGAGUGCUGACACGGUGCCGUACGCCGAGGGCUCAUGGUGUGAGUAUUUUUCUGAUGGUCUCCACUUCAACGAGAACGGCGGCCGCGUUGUGUUUGAGGCGCUGUGGUGUGCCAUUGAGAAGUCUGUGAAGGCCAGCCACAUUCUGCCGGACCGUCUUCCGUACGUUCUGCCACCACAUGAAACAUUGGUGGGUGGCAGCUCGUGA